Sinocyclocheilus grahami is the source of this 1565-nucleotide messenger RNA. Its product is annotated as ankyrin repeat and LEM domain-containing protein 2. Bases 6 to 1565 code for a protein of 519 amino acids. Gene Ontology annotation, cellular component: endoplasmic reticulum. Gene Ontology annotation, biological process: negative regulation of phosphorylation. Gene Ontology annotation, molecular function: protein phosphatase 2A binding. Lineage: Eukaryota; Metazoa; Chordata; Actinopteri; Cypriniformes; Cyprinidae. The transcript is spliced from 9 exons. The record is from RefSeq and is a predicted model, not a curated record.
GGGUUAUGGAGGCGGUUCUGAAGCGACUGCAGACGCUGACCGCGGAUCAGCUGAGAGACGAGCUCACCGGCGCCGGACUCAGAUGCGGCCCGGUCACAGCCACCACCAGGAGCCUCUUUGAGAAGAAGCUGGCUCGAACUCUUCUGGGGGAGGCCGCGGUGCAUUCUGGGAGCUCACUUCCUGCGGAGGAGCUCCAGCAGCCAAUCAGUGAGCAGAACCGAGAGGAAGUGACCGGUGAAGCUGAAACCCCAGAGCCGCAGACGGAGAGUCCGUGUGUUUAUUACGGCGUGUGUCCUGAGCCAGACGACCCAGCGGCUGAAGAAGGAUCGCUGCAUGUGUACGGUGAUAAGAUGAAGGCGCUGAAGGCCGUGAUGAAGCUGAAAGGAGCUCGAUUUAAAGCCUUUGCCAGGAAAGAAGACGCGGAGAACUUCGCUAAAGGAUUGUGUGUGUCGCAGCUCAAACUGUCUCCAGAGAAAACCAGCGCAGAGCGCUCGGUGAGUUCAGACGCUGUGAACCUGGAGAAGGCCAAUGAGUUUAACAGUCCUCGAACCCAAGACCUGACGGCCAAACUGCGCAAAACCGUGGAGAGCGGAGACGAGGAGGCGUUCAGAGAGCUGGUCUGGGGAAAUCCACGAUAUCUCAUCGGAUCCGGUGACAAUCCCACUAUCGUGCAGGAGGGCUGCAGAUAUAACGUCUUGCACGUGGCGGCUAAAGAGAACCAGGCGGGCAUCGCUCGUCUGCUGCUGGAGACGCUGGAGGAGCCCGAGUUCAUGCGGCUCAUGUAUCCUAACGAUAACGAGCUCAUGCUGCAGCAGCGCAUUCGAUACAUCGUCGAUCUGUACCUCAACACGCCUGACAAAGCUAGCAACGAGACGCCGCUGCACUUCGCGUGUAAGUUUGGAUGUCCGGAGGUGGUGGAUGUUCUGUGUUCACAUCCGAGCAUCGACAAACACUGCAGGAACAAAUACGACCAGAAACCGUCCGCUGUGAUCUGUGAGCGCAAAAACAAGAGCAAGGAGGUGAAGCAGAGGAUCAUGGAGUAUUUGGAAGACAGAUUUUAUGUGCCAUUGCUGCGGGCCGCAGACAACACGCUGCAUCCGGUGAUCUGCGCCCCCUGGUGUCUCGCUUCACCGGAGUCCUGCGAUCAGUUAAACAGGCCUGACAGGAUGAUGGAAAGUCCCAAAAACCCAACAAUGACGGUCAAGGCUUUUGCUGGGCCUCUGAAUUCAUUAAAGGCCGAGGAGUUUCACAGACUGUGGAAGACGCCGCGGCGGGAGCGAGCUGAAUACUUCCAUCAGAUCCUGAAGACUGACUCCGAGCACGGCGCAGAGAGAGUCGGCCGAGAGCUGGCUCGUGAGAUGGGACUGCCGUGGGCCGAACACUGGGCUUUCCUCGGCUGCUUCAUCGAUCUGUGCAGCAGCGACGGGCUGAAGAUGCUGGAGGAGCACCUGAGCUUCACAGAGGACCGCUCAUCCGCAGGUCAGUCUCUGAACACAUCUCCUGCUCUUACUACGGCUGCGAGAUGUGACCCGAAAUCAAAACCUCGGUUCAACACUUUACCUUGA